Molecule: messenger RNA, 1857 nt
Organism: Myiozetetes cayanensis
Lineage: Eukaryota; Metazoa; Chordata; Aves; Passeriformes; Tyrannidae
Gene: NKAIN3
Product: sodium/potassium transporting ATPase interacting 3
Exons: 7
Coding region: 231-860 (209 amino acids)
Biological process (GO): regulation of sodium ion transport
Source: RefSeq, a predicted model, not a curated record
GAGCCAUCCGCUGCCGCCAGCUCCCAUCCCCGGGGCCGCGCCGACCUCCGUGCGCUACUUCCCGCCGCCCAGGAGAAGACCCUUCACAAAGGAGGGAGGCAGCGGGAGGCGGGGGACACACGCACGCCCGGCCGCUCCGUCCGGAUGCGGUGAGCCCCCCGCCUCGCCUCCGGGGCCGCGUCAGCGCGGGAGGGAAGAAGAGGAGCAGCGGCGGCUCUCCGGCUGCCACCAUGGGCUGCUGCACGGGGCGCUGCACGCUGAUCUUCCUCUGCUCGCUGCAGCUGCUGGCAGCAUUAGAGAGACAGAUCUUUGACUUCCUUGGUUUCCAAUGGGCUCCUAUCCUUGGCAAUUUCCUGCAAAUAAUAGUUGUCAUUUUGGGUUUGUUUGGAACCAUCCAGUUUAGGCCUCGGUAUAUAGUCGUGUACACGGUGUGGACUGCCCUGUGGGUCACCUGGAAUGUUUUCAUUAUCUGCUUCUAUUUGGAAGUAGGCGGACUUUCCAAGGAAACGGAUCUCAUGACCUUUAACAUCUCAAUGCACCGCUCUUGGUGGCGGGAACACGGACCCGGCUGCAUACGAAGGGUGGUUCGUCCUUCUGCCCCUGGUGUCCUAGAGGAUUACUCCUACGUCUCCGUGACAGGCUGCAUCAUUGAUUUCCAGUACCUAGAGGUCAUUCACAGUGCUAUCCAAAUACUCCUCUCUCUGAUUGGAUUUGUGUAUGCCUGUUACGUGAUCAGUAUUUUCAUGGAGGAGGAGGACAGCUUUGAUUUCAUAGGCGGACUUGACACAUACUCCUACCGACAGCCCCCCCAGGAACAUGUUGAGUUAAAGCCUGUAAAGCCUGUAGGUCGAAGUAAGUAAUGAACAUGGACUCGAGACUUCUGCUGCUGUAGCUGAAGAAACAGAUUUUAGAAGAAAAGACCAACCUUGUGACUCAUCGUUCUGGAAGAAACCCACCAUCCGUUCCUCACGGCAUGUGGAAUGUUCUUCCCACAGGCUCAGUGUCAUUAUCAGCGUUGUUAUUUCGUAGAUCCUUGUAGAUGAUCUUGAAUUUCUGAAUAAUUUACUUAUAUGGACACUUGUAAAUUGUAAAUUUUUUUAUUUUUUAAUUUCAAUAUUUUUACAACAUUUAGUGUUGAGGCAUGAAAACAAAACAACCUGUGAAAACUAGGAGAAGGGUGUGUCUUUCUAAAAAAUGUCAGUAUUUUUUGACUGAUAGGAUCAUACUGUGCCUGGUCAAGAUUGUGUAAGUUAACAGUAGUUUUGACUCCAAAGUAUGCAUCAGGAGUCAGACCCUAACAGUGUACAAGAGAUAAUUUCAAUGCUGUAUUUAGAAUUCACAGUGUCCACUCCUUCCAUUGUUUGAACUGCUGAAUGCAGUAGGAAUUGAUCUAUGACUCUUCUUACCCAGAUGUUCAAGCACUAACGUACUCACCUAAUUAUAGCAAUUCGAAUAUUACUCCUUUUCCUUUCAUAGUCUCUUUUGCCCUGAAACCACCACCAGAAGCUAUCUCUGAUUUGAAGAGAAAUAGGAUGAUCACUCUAUGGGUGUCAAUCUCUAGGAACCUUUACAUCCAGGGCUGUUUAGAUGUCUGUGAUUUGCACAUUUUUAAACUCCUUUCCUCCCUUCUCCCAGGAAGAAGCCAAGCAUGAAUGUACAGUACAAGGUACCAACUGAAGCCUUAGAAGCCUCUGGGGACUAAUUUUUCUCUUAAUUUAAAAGUAAACAAGCAAAACUGAAAAUGUGUGUAAAAAUUUGUAAAGUUAUUUGUAAAUACUUCUAGACAAAGAACAUGUAUGUAACUGUGGUAUUUUGUUUUCUAUUCUGUCACCACUAGCAUAAAGUGAUAUACAAAGC